Molecule: messenger RNA, 1311 nt
Organism: Dothidotthia symphoricarpi CBS 119687
Lineage: Eukaryota; Fungi; Ascomycota; Dothideomycetes; Pleosporales; Dothidotthiaceae
Product: PCI-domain-containing protein
Exons: 1
Coding region: 1-1311 (436 amino acids)
Biological process (GO): cytoplasmic translational initiation
Cellular component (GO): cytoplasm; eukaryotic translation initiation factor 3 complex
Molecular function (GO): translation initiation factor activity
Source: RefSeq, a predicted model, not a curated record
AUGCCGGGCCCCAAGAACACGCUGCUCAUCGAGGGCAGCUUCGAGGAGCUUACCGACGAAUUCGCACAGUACAUCGACAACCUCAAAAAAUCGCAGGGCGACGAGGGCUCCGACAUCCAGGGCGAGGCCGAGGCGCUGCUGAAGGAGAACAAGAAGGACGAUGUGCUCAAGAAGCUGGUCGUGGGCAGCCAGGCGCUCAACCAGGCGCCCGAGAAGGAGUUCAUCGCCGCCUACAACCUGCUCAUCCACCUCGUGAGCCAGUCGCCCAACGUCAACAUGUUCCUGCCCAAGAUGUGCCAGAACCUCAGCGCCCCCAUCUCGUCGUCGCCCGCAAACGGCGGCGGCCUGGCCCUGUCCAUCCUCAGCACCCUCUUCAACACGACGGCGGCGGGCAGCGAGGUGCGCUACCACGUCCUGCUCUCCAUCCUGCGCGUCAUCCGCGCCACGUCCAACUUCGAGACGCUGCGCCCGCAGCUGAAGCAGCUGGACAAGUGGCUCGAGGCCUGGGAGACGGACAGCGAGGACAGCCGCAAGCUGUACCUGGCCGUCACCGACGUGGCCACGGACGCGGGCGAGGACGAGCACGCCUACACAUACCUCCUGCGCGCCCUGCGCACCUUCCCCUCGGACGACGCCUCGUCGCCAGAGGCCCGCGAGCUCUCCCUCCGCGCCCUCAAGUCGGCCCUCACCCACCCCACCCACUUCGACUUCCAGGACCUCACCGGCCUCGACUCGAUCCAGGCCCUGCGCAACUCGGACCCCGUCUACUUCCAGCUGCUAGAGAUCUUCAACUCGGACCUGCUCGACGACUACAACGACUUCAAGGACGAGCACGAUGGCUGGGUCGACGAGUCCGGGCUCGACAGCUCCGCCCUCAACCGCAAGAUGCGCCUGCUCACACUAGCUUCCAUGGCAGCAUCAGCCGGCCAGACAAGAUCGCUCCCCUACGACAAGAUUGCCAAGGCCCUGCAAAUCCCCGUCGACGACGUGGAGAUGUGGGUCAUUGACGUGAUCCGCGCCGGCCUUGUCGAGGGCAAGCUCAGCCAGCUGAACCAGACAUUCUUGAUCCACCGCUCCACAUACCGCGUCUUUGGCGACAACCAAUGGAGAGAGGUCGCGUCGCGGCUAGACAUGUGGCGGAAUAGCUUGGUCGGUGUGCUACAGGUCAUUCAACAGGAAAAGCAGAGGUUUGCACAGGAAAAGGACGAGGAAGCCAGCAAGGCGGACCAAAAGGCCGACUUUGGAAACAGGGGCCAAGGACGCGGGUUCCAGAAGAGACAGCCCAGGGCUAUCGACGACGACAUGGAGUAG